Gekko japonicus is the source of this 945-nucleotide messenger RNA. RefSeq names its product olfactory receptor 10R2-like. Gene Ontology annotation, cellular component: membrane. Gene Ontology annotation, molecular function: olfactory receptor activity; G protein-coupled receptor activity. The coding region runs from base 1 to 945 and encodes 314 amino acids. The record is from RefSeq and is a predicted model, not a curated record. The transcript has a single exon. Gene Ontology annotation, biological process: G protein-coupled receptor signaling pathway. NCBI's taxonomy places the organism in Eukaryota, Metazoa, Chordata, Lepidosauria, Squamata, Gekkonidae.
AUGAAACAAGGAAAUCAAAGCACGGUGAGAGAAUUCAUCUUGAUUGGCUUUUCCAGCUUCUCAGACCUGCAGAUCCCGCUUUUCGUGGUGUUCUCCGUUAUGUACUUGGCUAUUUUGGCUGGGAAUAUCAUCAUCGUUACGACCAUAAGGCAUGAUGCCAACCUCCACAUCCCCAUGUACUUCUUCCUCGCGAUGCUUUCCAGUUCAGAAACCUGCUAUACGUUCAGCAUUAUCCCUAAUAUGCUUGCAAAUCUUCUUAAAAAAACAGCAACUAUUUCAUUAAUUGGAUGUGCUACUCAGAUGUACAUAUUCCUGGCCUUUGCAAACAUAAACUGCAUGCUUCUCACGGUGAUGGGCUAUGACCGAUAUGUGUCCAUAUGUAAACCUUUACAUUACCUGAUUCUGAUGAAUCAGAAAUUUUGCACUAAAUUGGUUGUCUUUUCAGUAACAACAGGUUUUCUUUUUUCCACAAUGGAAACAUAUUUCAUUUUUACCUUGCCAUUCUGUGGGCCGAAUAAAAUCCAUCACUUCUUUUGUGAUUUAGCACCUUUACUUCAGCUGGCCUGUGGCCAUAAUUAUAUUGGAGAAAUUGUCAUUUUUCUUAUUUGUAUUUUAAUGGUCUCUUGCUCAUUUUUUCUGAUCCUCCUGUCGUAUCUUUUAAUCUUAAACAUGAUCCUGAAAAUCCCCACCACAGAUGGGAAGCGCAAAGCCUUUUCAACUUGCGCUUCCCAUCUUAUUGUGGUGGUUGUACAUUUUGGAUGCGCUUCAAUUAUUUACCUGAGGCCCCAAUCCAGGUACACUUUGAAUGAGGACACGUUGAUCUCUGUCACAUACACACUGUUGACUCCAAUGCUGAAUCCUGUCAUUUACAGCCUGAGAAACAAAGAUGUCCAAGUAGCACUCAAGAAAUCCCUGGGCAGAAGCACAUGCCUCCAGAAGAUGUGA